AUGAAAAAAAAGUUGAAAAAUCAAAACUAUAAUUUCAAAUUCUUUCUGAUGUAUCCAUUUCUCAACAUUCCUCCUAAUUAUCCAAAUCAUGGCUAUCCUAUGUAUAGACAUUCUGACCCAUAUCAAAAUAAUUAUUCUUGUAAAAUCCCUGAAAGAAGUCAUUUAUAUGCAAAAAAUAUUAAACCACCUCAAAUUGCUUUGUCUAGUCAAACAAUUUACAGAUUUCGUUCAUUUACUCUUACACUUACUGUUUCUGAAGAUUGGAGAAUUAUUAAUCAUCUUCGUCCUGAAGAUGUAAUUAAAGCAGUUAUGUCUGCUACUUGUCAUAAAGAAAGUAUUAUUGAGAGUCAUUUAAAUGAUGAAGUAAAAAGUUGUAGAAUAUGCCAAUCAGAUAGAAGAAUAAUUGAAAUAGAUCAUUGUGAUCAAAAUCAAAUUGGUCCAGUAACUACACAAGAUGGUUUAGAGAAAUAUACAUUCAAUAAAUGUAAAUCUUAUUGCUCUUCUUCAAGAAGUCAUCACCAUAGUCGUCUUUGUCUUG
Molecule: messenger RNA, 538 nt
Organism: Entamoeba dispar SAW760
Lineage: Eukaryota; Evosea; Mastigamoebida; Endamoebidae
Exons: 1
Source: RefSeq, a predicted model, not a curated record